Molecule: messenger RNA, 783 nt
Organism: Exophiala spinifera
Lineage: Eukaryota; Fungi; Ascomycota; Eurotiomycetes; Chaetothyriales; Herpotrichiellaceae
Exons: 1
Coding region: 1-783 (260 amino acids)
Molecular function (GO): oxidoreductase activity
Source: RefSeq, a predicted model, not a curated record
AUGUCACCAGCACGCUUCAGCAAAAAACUCGCCGGGAAGCGAGUGCUCCUCGUCGGCGGAACGGGCGGCGUCGGCAUCAGCGUCGCGCAGGCCCUUGUCGAUUCCGGCGCCGUCGUCAUCCUCUCGUCCUCACGCGAGCAAAAAGUCAGAGAGGUCUGUGCCGCAUUGGCCAACGACUACCCUGAGGCCAAAGACCGCAUCUCGGGACACGCCUGUGACCUCGCCAGUGCCGACGUCGAAGCCAACGUGGAAGCGCUCUUCAAGAAGAUCGGCGGCGUGGUCGACCACAUCGUGUACAUGGCCGGUGAUCGCCUACCGACGAUCCCCCUCGAGGAAGUCACUCUCGAAAAGUGGCAGAAGUGCAACCAGGUACGCACCAUCGCUGCAAUCUUGGUCGCCAAGGUCGGCACGAGGUAUAUGAAGAAGGACAGGCACUCGUCCAUCGUCCUGACGGGUGGAAGUAUUUCUGAGAAACCUAUCGCCGGGGGUUGGUCCAUGUUGGCGCUGAUCGGGGCCGGAUUGAAUGGGCUCGCGAGACAGCUUGCGUUCGACCUGGCGCCGAUUCGAGUGAACACCGUGGCUCCCGGUGUGAUCGAGACGGAUCUGUGGCAGGGCAUGGGAGAGGAAGGGAAGAGGGCGUUCUUCCAGGCUCAUGAGAGUAAUAUUCCUACAGGCAAAGUCGGUCAGCCUGAGGAUCUCGCCGAGGCGUACCUUUAUUGUUUGAAGGACGCUAAUGCGACGGGGAUCGUGGUGCAUUCGAACAGUGGUACGUUUUUGGUGUAG